AUGAGACAAAAUAUUAAGUCAGAUUUAUUCAUUGAAAUUGCUUACAUUAUUCUUUUAAGUUGGAUAUACCAUUUUAGCAAUGAUACAAGUACUGUUAACAAAUCCUUCCAUGAAACCAACAUCAUUGUUAUAAAAUCAGGUACAAUUUCUUAUCGAUUACUAGCAAAAUGCAAACUAGAUAGGUAUUCAUGUAAUGUAAAUUUAAUAGAAGGUAUACCAACUAACAAAGUUAACGAAAAAUAUUAUAUAUCUAAUUCUGAAAAAAGAUCUACAGAAAAGAAUAAAUAUUCAAAUGGACAUUCGUCAAGAAGUCGGACAGGCCACAAACAAGAUAUGAAAAGUAAAUGUUAUAUAUUUGAAAAAAAUAAAUGUUCCUAUAUGGAAAAAAAAAUAUUUAAAGAAUUUGAUUUUAUAGAUUAUCUCAAAAAUAACAGGACAAUUAGUAAUAAGAUUUACAAAAAAGUAAUACGCAAAAAAUACGGAUUACAAAUAGCUACACCUGUAUUAUUAUUCUUUUUGUUGUUAAUAUUACUAAUAGUAGAUUUUUCAUUAGGUAUUUCAAUUGAAAAAAGUUUGCUGAUAACUUUAGUUAAGUGGGACCCUCUACAAGUUUUGAAUUCGGGUUGGUUUUCUUUUAUUUUUAAUAAGGUUAAAGGUUUAGAAUGGCUCUGGAAGUCAUCACUAUGGAAUACAAGUAGUAAUUCACUGGGAGAUGUUCGAAAGAAGAAUGUAUUAUUAGGACAUAUGAUUGGUGUUCCAUUAUAUUUCUUACCUCUUUUUUUACUAGGUAUCAUAUUUAUAUUUGUGCUUGUUUAUUACCAUAAGAAAGUUAGAAAAUAUGAAAAAAUUAAAUUUAAGAAAAGGUAA
Molecule: messenger RNA, 867 nt
Organism: Plasmodium malariae
Lineage: Eukaryota; Apicomplexa; Aconoidasida; Haemosporida; Plasmodiidae
Product: fam-l protein
Exons: 2
Coding region: 1-867 (288 amino acids)
Source: RefSeq, a predicted model, not a curated record